AAAAUUGUUUGAAACGAUCGCAAUUUCCGCCCGCCGUAGAAUUUAUCCAUGGAGCAAAGCGUCGAAGCCAAGAAGAUCCAUGAGGAGUUUGACAUGUUGCCCCUCCUGAUUGACAUCCUCAAAGACAUCUUGACAGCCGGUACCAACGAAGAAUCAACUAGAGUUGGCGAUGUGUCUGCCACGGCCACGUCCCUCAAGAAGAAGUAUGAGGACGCCGCGAGAUUACUUGCGUCGUUGCCGGGCAUUGACGUCAGUUUGGACGGCCAGCAAGAUGACAUUCGCAGAGCGAAGGACCUGCUGCGGCAAAAGAGCGACUUGAUGGAGCUGUACAGCAACACUCUGUUCCGCGGUACGGACGAACCCCGCGCGCCACUGAACGAUGUCUUUUCGAGAAAAAACUUGUAAUAACUUACAACACCAUAUACGCUUCGUCUCCUAGUUC
This is a messenger RNA of Aphanomyces astaci, 442 nucleotides long. RefSeq lists its product as hypothetical. The coding region runs from base 49 to 405 and encodes 118 amino acids. The record is from RefSeq and is a predicted model, not a curated record. Gene Ontology annotation, cellular component: mediator complex. The transcript is spliced from 3 exons. NCBI's taxonomy places the organism in Eukaryota, Oomycota, Saprolegniomycetes, Saprolegniales, Verrucalvaceae. Gene Ontology annotation, molecular function: transcription coregulator activity. Gene Ontology annotation, biological process: regulation of transcription by RNA polymerase II.